GCGGCCCCGCGGAGCCCAGCGCACACCUGUGGGCUCGAUACCAAGACAUGCGGAGACUGGUGCACGACCUCCUGCCCCCUGAGGUCUGCAGUCUCCUGAACCCCGCGGCCAUCUAUGCCAACAACGAGAUCAGCCUGCGCGACGUCGAGGUCUACGGCUUCGACUACGACUACACCCUGGCCCAGUACUCGGACACGCUGCACCCGGAGAUCUUCAAUGCCGCCCGUGACAUCCUGGUUGAGCACUACAAGUACCCAGAGGGCAUUCGGAAGUAUGACUACAACCCCAGCUUUGCCAUCCGCGGCCUGCACUAUGAUAUUCAGAAGAGCCUUCUGAUGAAGAUUGACGCCUUCCAUUACGUGCAGCUGGGGACCGCCUACAGGGGCCUCCAGCCUGUGCCAGACGAAGAGGUGAUCGAGCUCUACGGGGGCACCCAGCACAUCCCCCUCUACCAGAUGAGCGGCUUCUAUGGCAAGGGCCCCUCCAUCAAGCAGUUCAUGGACAUCUUCUCGCUGCCAGAGAUGGCGCUGCUCUCCUGCGUGGUGGACCACUUCCUGGGCCACGGCCUGGAGUUUGACCAAGCGCACCUCUACAAGGAUGUGACAGAUGCCAUUCGGGACGUGCACGUGAAGGGCCUCAUGUACCAGUGGAUCGCGCGGGACAUGGAGAAGUACAUCCUGCGAGGGGACGAGACGUUCGCCGUGCUGAGCCGCCUGGUGGCCCACGGGAAGCAGCUGUUCCUCAUCACCAACAGCCCUUUCAGCUUCGUGGACAAGGGGAUGCGGCACAUGGUGGGUCCCGACUGGCGCCAGCUCUUUGACGUGGUCAUCGUCCAGGCGGACAAGCCCAGCUUCUUCACCGACCGACGCAAGCCUUUCAGGAAACUUGAUGAGAAGGGCUCACUGCACUGGGACCGCAUCACCCGCCUGGAGAAGGGCAAGAUCUACCGGCAGGGAAACCUGUUUGACUUCCUGCGGCUGACGGAGUGGCGCGGCCCCCGAGUGCUCUACUUCGGGGACCACCUCUACAGCGACCUGGCGGACCUCAUGCUGCGACACGGCUGGCGCACGGGUGCCAUCAUCCCCGAGCUGGAGCGCGAGAUCCGCAUCAUCAACACGGAGCAGUACAUGCACUCGCUGACGUGGCAGCAGGCGCUCACGGGGCUGCUGGAGCGCAUGCAGACCUACCAGGACGCCGAGUCGCGGCAGGUGCUGGCCGCCUGGAUGAAGGAGCGGCAGGAGCUGAGGUGAGUGGGGGGCCCGGGCAGGCGGCCCCGGCCUGCCCCCUGGAAGCCCCCCGAGUGCCCGUGUCUCCUCCGGCAGGUGCGUCACCAAGGCCCUGUUCAACGCCCAGUUUGGGAGCAUCUUCCGCACCUUCCACAACCCCACCUACUUCUCCCGGCGCCUCGUGCGCUUCUCCGACCUCUACAUGGCCUCCCUCAGCUGCCUGCUCAACUACCGCGUGGACUUCACCUUCUACCCGCGCCGCACGCCCCUGCAGCACGAGGCGCCGCUCUGGAUGGACCAGCUCUGCACGGGCUGCAUGAAGACGCCCUUCCUGGGGGACAUGGCGCACAUCCGCUGAGAGUACCUUUAUUGUCUGGACCAGGCCCCGCCCCACCUGUCCCGCCCUCUCCGGGCAAUAAAAGCCGUCUCCCUCGUG
Odocoileus virginianus texanus is the source of this 1662-nucleotide messenger RNA. The record is from RefSeq and is a predicted model, not a curated record. NCBI's taxonomy places the organism in Eukaryota, Metazoa, Chordata, Mammalia, Artiodactyla, Cervidae.